Molecule: messenger RNA, 697 nt
Organism: Solanum verrucosum
Lineage: Eukaryota; Viridiplantae; Streptophyta; Magnoliopsida; Solanales; Solanaceae
Exons: 1
Coding region: 8-595 (195 amino acids)
Source: RefSeq, a predicted model, not a curated record
GAAAAAAAUGAGGAGAGAAGGUCGCCAACACGGUAUGGUCCGUACUUACCCAAUUUUACCCUCUCCAUGGAACCCAAGACCCGAGCCCAGGUACAUGAACAAGUCCAAUUCACUACCAACCGCUGGGCUUUUCGCAAAGGUCCCAACUAAGCCCAGUAACCAUUCCAAGUUCACCGGCAAGUGCGGUAGACCUAGGUGCACCAGCUGCCAUAUUCAUCCAGCUGGGAAAUCCAAAGACAAGACUAAGGGCACACAAAAGAUAAAGGGAUGCGGCGACGUCGUUUCGUUGGUUACUUGGAGAGUUGUUGAUGCUAUGCCCGGGUUGAAUUUUUCUGGAUUUUCAGCUACUGGGAUUUUGGAUCAUUUGGAUAGCGAUUGUUCUUAUUACAUGGAUCAUGAUGAUCAUGAUAUUUACUAUGAUGCCGCCGAUGAAGGUUACGGAGAUCAGGAAUUGGUAGUUGACUCCGAUUGGUCUCCGGCGAUCGGCGUUGAGAUUGAGGAGACUGAUGAAGAAAAAAUGAGUUUCUGUGAAGUGGGAUUUGUGUGGGAAAAUGUUGAAGAAGAUGAAGAUUGGUGUGUUGUGGAAGGAAUAUAAUUUGGUUCCUUCUAAUUGUAUUUGUAUUAACCUGUUGCUGAACAAAAAAUGUUACAUUUCUGUAAUUGUAUUUACUGUCAAAUAAAUUGCAACAUUCAGAUG